AUGGAGAAAGCCAUGCGCUGGUUGGACAGUUUCCACAACGUGGAGCCUCAGCGGGCACCGUCGUCGAUUGGCUGCGCACUCACGGUGCUGAUGUUCCCAGUUGUCCUGGUCUACGUCAUUGUAUGGGUGGUGAAUUAUCAGAACCAGCCUCCCGUGGAGACCUUGGUGAUUGACUGGUCUGUUGCAAAGGGCCCCUUUCCAAUGAAGGUCCAGUGCGCAGAGGCCAACUGUUGGAUGUGGCUUUCAGGCUGCAACAGUGACGCCUCCGGUCAAUGCAUUGCUUUGACAAGCGGCCAGGAGCACACACUCCAGAUGUGCUACUCCUGGCGAGCCCGGGAAGGCUUGCAUAUGUGGUGGAAGUCGCCGAACGGUACGGACCCCAGCACUGCAGGCAUCAAGAUCUUCUCGGACGCUCCCAGCGGGCAGGUCAACCAGCUUGUGGAGUCCGGACGCUCUUCGAUGACCUACGUGAAGACCCAUGACCUUACGCAGGAAGAAGGUAGUUACAACUACCUCCGGCGAGAAUGGUUUGUGAUGUACCUCUCCCCGCAGGCUCUGGAGCCGACGCACCAAGGUUGCCAGAAUGAGGCCCCGGCCGAUGCCCAGACGGCCCAGGUAGUGAUGCGCCCAGAGUUCUAUGAAAGGAAGGUUGAGAAGACAGAUCUGUGGGUUUCGGUGAUUGGGGAGGCGGGGGGGGCCUUUGGCCUUGCGCAGACAGCUUUCUUUGGCCUGUAUCUCCUCCUCUGGUAUACACAGUACGGAGCGCAACGACUGGAAGAGAAGGUCCACAAUCACACACAUAGCGCCCAGGCAGACCUGGAGGCGGCUAAGACUGCAGCUCCCCAGCCAAGGAUGGCAGGGGCUUCUGAAAGCAAACUCUCAGAAGACGAAGCCUUUGCGUUAGGCGUUGAGCGCGCCGACAUUUGA
Messenger RNA from Symbiodinium pilosum, 927 nucleotides. Lineage: Eukaryota; Dinophyceae; Suessiales; Symbiodiniaceae. The record is from the annotation of a GenBank genome assembly.